AUGCAACAUCACCAAAAACAGUGGCCGGGGAGUUCUUUUGUAGCAGUGCAAGUUAAUAGUAUGGGACGAGUACACAAUGUCACACAAGCAUGCAUUAGAGAGUUAAUAGGUGUAUCUUUGCAUAAGCUGGAGCUUAGGUUUGGCGUUCUAGCUCUGCUGAUGCGAAAUCUUGAUGCACAAAGACUGUGCAAUGGCACCAGACUUCGUAUCAGAGAGCUUGGCAGUAAUAUUAUAAAAGCUACCAUUAUUACAGGAGCUGAUAAAGGAGACAGUGUUUUAAUUCCCAGCAUAUCUGUUAUUCCAAACAUCUUGCCAUUUUGUUUCAAGAGGUUGCAAUUUCCCUUAAAAUUGGCUUUUACAAUGACAAUCAACAAAUCCCAGGGCCAAACCAGGGCUUAA
This is a messenger RNA of Argiope bruennichi, 399 nucleotides long. RefSeq lists its product as uncharacterized. The record is from RefSeq and is a predicted model, not a curated record. The coding region runs from base 1 to 399 and encodes 132 amino acids. NCBI's taxonomy places the organism in Eukaryota, Metazoa, Arthropoda, Arachnida, Araneae, Araneidae. The transcript is spliced from 2 exons.